ACAAUCAAAGCAAACUCUCACAAAUCACGCAUUAAUUUCACACACAGAUCAUCAGUUGCAUCCAUCGCAAUGCAGUACGGCGCGGCGGCGGCGGAGCAGGCGUGGUACAUGCCGGCGGCGGCGAUGGUGGUGGCAGCGGCGGCGGAGACGGCGGCGGAGCGGGUGGAGAGGCUGGCGUCGGAGAGCGCGGUGGUGGUGUUCAGCGUGAGCAGCUGCUGCAUGUGCCACGCCGUGAAGCGCCUCUUCUGCGGCAUGGGCGUGCACCCGGCGGUGCACGAGCUGGACCUCGACCCGCGCGGCCGCGACCUGGAGCGCGCCCUGGCGCGCCUCGUCGGCGCCGGCGGCGCCGCCGCUGCCGCCGUGCCCGUCGUGUUCAUCGGCGGCAAGCUGGUCGGCGCCAUGGACCGCGUCAUGGCCGCGCACAUCAACGGCUCCCUCGUGCCGCUGCUCAAGGAGGCCGGCGCGCUCUGGCUUUAGUAUAGCUCUAGCGCCGCCGUCGCUGCCGCGUCGGUCGCCGGAGUUAUCGCCGCCGGUGGCCGUCGUCGUUGUAGGGGUAGCUAGGUUGAUACAUCCACAGAGAGUUUGUGCGAGUGUGUGUGUGUGUGUGAGAGAGAGAGAGGUCGGUGUUUUUUUUUUGCUGCACUACGCCUCCGCCAUGAGUGUGCGUGUGAGAGAGCUAGCUAGUUAAUUAGUGCAUGCCUGCACGCUUACACCUAGUGUACUGCUUAUUUUCAUUUAUUUUCUUCGAUUCUAUCAGCUUGGCUUGAUUUGAUUUUCUCUAUUAAUUUCAUGUUCUUUUCUGACUUCGAUCAGUUAUUCUUAUUCAGUGCCAAUGUAUGCAUGUGAUAUAUGGUAAAAUUUUUGGCUAAUUUAUUA
Messenger RNA from Oryza sativa Japonica Group (Japanese rice), 876 nucleotides. The record is from RefSeq and is a predicted model, not a curated record. Lineage: Eukaryota; Viridiplantae; Streptophyta; Magnoliopsida; Poales; Poaceae.